Molecule: messenger RNA, 6018 nt
Organism: Bombina bombina (fire-bellied toad)
Lineage: Eukaryota; Metazoa; Chordata; Amphibia; Anura; Bombinatoridae
Product: 5-phosphohydroxy-L-lysine phospho-lyase
Exons: 12
Coding region: 80-1417 (445 amino acids)
Cellular component (GO): mitochondrion
Molecular function (GO): transaminase activity; pyridoxal phosphate binding
Source: RefSeq, a predicted model, not a curated record
CACGUCACUUCUCAGGACUAAACAAACAGGAGGAGGAAGAGCCUGAGCGAGCGACUUUCCUUCAGUGCUGGCAAAAAACAUGAACGUGUCAAACGAGCUGUACAGCAAGAAGGAGACCUGGGACCUCCGGCUGAAUCUUAUAGGGUCAGCUUGCAGAAUAUUUUUUGCUAAAGAUCCGAUAAAGAUUUUACACGGCAGAGGUCAAUACAUGUUUGAUGAGGAAGGAAAACGCUAUAUUGACUGCAUUAACAACGUUGCUCAUGUUGGGCACUGUCAUCCUGCUGUGGUAAAAGCAGCACGUGAACAAGAUCUGCUUUUAAAUACAAAUGCAAGAUACCUUCAUGAUAAUCUGGUGGAAUACGCAAGAAGAUUGUCCAAGACGUUGCCUGAGAAAUUGUGUAUUUUCUAUUUUGUGAAUUCUGGGUCAGAGGCCAAUGACCUUGCGCUGAGGCUAGCUCGUCAGCACACCAAACAUAAGGACGUGGUAGUUCUAGACCAUGCGUAUCAUGGACACCUGACAUCACUUAUUGACAUAAGUCCUUAUAAAUUUCGAAAGCUGGAAGGCCAAAAGAAAUGGGUUCAUGUGGCUCCUAUCCCUGAUACUUACAGAGGAUUGUACAGGGCCGAUCACAAAGACCCAGCUACUGCUUACGCCAAUGAAGUCAAGGACAUUAUAGAUGAGGCGCACAAAAAGAAUCGAAAGAUCGCUGCUUUUUUCAUUGAGUCAUUGCCAAGUGUUGGAGGCCAAAUCAUUCCACCAAAAGGCUAUUUCCAGAAAGUUGCACAUCAUGUCAGAGAGGCCGGUGGUGUGUUUGUUGCUGAUGAAGUACAAGUGGGGUUCGGCAGAGUGGGCACACAUUUCUGGGCGUUUCAGCUUCAGGGUGACGACUUUGUUCCUGAUAUUGUUACCAUGGGAAAACCAAUUGGAAAUGGACAUCCUUUAGGAUGUGUUGCCACAACAAAAGAAAUUGCAGAUUCAUUUGCAGCAACUGGAGUGGAGUACUUUAACACUUUUGGGGGAAAUCCAGUUUCCUGUGCGGUCGGUUUGGCAGUAUUGGAUGUAAUUGAGAAAGAGAAUCUCACUGAUCACGCAACAAAAGUGGGAACAUUUUUGAUGAAAUUGCUAAGUGAACUAAAAAACAAGCAUCCUAUGAUUGGAGAUGUCAGGGGUGCUGGACUUUUUAUUGGUGUAGAGUUAAUAAAGGACCACGAGAAAAUGUUACCUGCUACUGAAGAAGCUGAAUACAUCAUUAAGCGGAUGAAGGAAAAACAAAUUUUAUUGAGUACAGAUGGACCUGGAAUGAAUGUAAUUAAAUUCAAGCCACCUAUGUGCUUUUCUUUUGAAGAUGCAAGAAAUGUUACAGAAGAGCUGGAUAUAAUUCUUACCAAUAUGGAAUCCAAAAAAGAAAGCAUCUAAACAUUAUCAUUUGUUUCUUGUCCAUAAGGAUUGCGCUGAGAAGUUUCCAAAAAGGAAUCAUUUACAUGGCAGCAGGUUAUGAAGAAAAGGGCAAGCAAGAAAUAACAUAAUUUAUGUAAGAACUUACCUGAUAAAUUCAUUUCUUUCAUAUUAGCAAGAGUCCAUGAGCUAGUGAUGUAUGGGAUAUACAUUCCUACCAGGAGGGGCAAAGUUUCCCAAACCUCAAAAUGCCUAUAAAUACACCCCUCACCACACCCACAAAUCAGUUUAACAAAUAGCCAAGAAGUGGGGUGAUAAGAAAAAAGUGCGAAAGCAUAUAAAAUAAGGAAUUGGAAUAAUUGUGCUUUAUACAAAAAAAAUCAUAACCACCACAAAAAAGGGUGGGCCUCAUGGACUCUUGCUAAUAUGAAAGAAAUGAAUUUAUCAGGUAAGUUCUUACAUAAAUUAUGUUUUCUUUCAUGUAAUUAGCAAGAGUCCAUGAGCUAGUGACGUAUGGGAUAAUGAAUACCCAAGAUGUGGAUCUUCCACGCAAGAGUCACUAGAGAGGGAGGGAUAAAAUAAAGACAGCCAAUUCCGCUGAAAAAUAAUCCACACCCAAAACAAAGUUUAAAUCUUAUAAUGAAAAAAACUGAAAAUAUAAGCAGAAGAAUCAAACUGAAACAGCUGCCUGAAGUACUUUUCUACCAAAGACUGCUUCUGAGGAAGAAAACACAUCAAAAUGGUAGAAUUUAGUAAAAGUAUGCAAAGAAGACCAAGUUGCUGCUUUGCAAAUCUGAUCAACCGAAGCUUCAUUCCUAAAUGCCCAGGAAGUAGAGACUGACCUAGUUGAAUGAGCUGUAAUCCUUUGAGGCGAAGUUCUACCUGACUCAACAUAAACAUGAUGAAUCAAAGACUUUAACCAUGAUGCCAAAGAAAUGACAGAAGCCUUCUGACCUUUCCUUGAACCAGAAAAGAUAACAAAUAGACUAGAAGUCUUCCGGAAAUCUUAGUAGCUACAACAUAAUAUUUCAAAGCUCUAACUACAUCCAAAGAAUGCAACGAUCUUUCCUUAGAGAUCUUAGGAUUAGGACACAAUGAAGGAACUUCAAAUUCUCUACUAAUGUUGUUACAAUUCACAACCUUAGGUAAAAAUUUAAAUGAAGUUCGCAAAACCGCCUUAUCCUGAUGAAAAAUCAGAAAAGGAGACUCACAAGAAAGAGCAGAUAAUUCCGAAACUCUUCUAGCAGAAGAAAUGGCCAAAAGAAACAAAACUUUCCAAGAAAGUAAUUUAAUAUCCAGCGAAUGCAUAGGUUCAAACGGAGAAGCUUGAAGAGCCCCUAGAACCAAAUUCAAACUCCAAGGAGGAGAAAUUGACUUAAUAACAGGUUUUAUACGAACCAAAGCUUGUAUAAAACAAUAAAUAUCAGGAGGACUAGCAAUCUUUCUGUGAAAAAGAACAGAAAGAGCAGAGAUUUGUCCUUUCAAGGAACUUGCAGACAAACCUUUACCAUCCUGAAGAAACUGUAAAAUUCUAGGAAUUCUAAAAGAAUGCCAAGAAAAAUGAUGAGAAAAACACCUAGAAAUGGAAGUCUUCCAGACUCGAUACUAUAUCAUCCUAGAUACAGAUUUACGAGCCUGUAACAUAGUAUUAAUUACGGAGUCAGAGAAACCUCUAUGACUGAGAAUCAAGUGUUCAAUCUCCAUACCUUCAAAUUUAAGGAUUUGAGAUCCUGAUGGAAAAAAAGGACCUUACGAUAGAAGGUCUGGUCUUAAUGGAAGAGUCCACGGUUGGCAAGUAGCCAUCCGGACAAGAUCCGCAUACCAAAACCUGUGAGGCCAUGCUGGAGCCACCAGCAGAAUAAACUAACGCUCCUUUAGAAUCUUGGAAAUCACUCUUGGAAAAAAAACUAGAGGCGGAAAGAUAUAAGCAGGAUGAUACUUCCAAGGAAGUGACAAUGCAUCCACUGCUUCCGCCUGAGGAUCCCUGGAUCUGGACAGAUACCUGGGAAGCUUCUUGUUUAGAUGAGAAGCCAUCAGAUCUAUUUCUGGAAGUCCCCAUAUUUGAACAAUCUGAAGAAAUACCUCUGGGUGAAGAGACCAUUCGCCCGGAUGUAGCGUUUGGCGACUGAGAUAAUCCGCUUCCCAAUUGUCUAUACCUGGGAUAUGAACCGCAGAAAUUAGACAGGAGCUGGAUUACGCCCAUACAAGUAUUCGAGAGACUUCUUUCAUAGGCAGGGGACUGUGAGUCCCUCCUUGAUGAUUGACAUAAGCCACGGUUGUGACAUUGUCCGUCUGGAAACAAAUGAACGACUCUCUCUUUAGAAGAGGCCACGACUGAAGAGCUCUGAAAAUUGCACGGAGUUCCAAAAUGUUGAAUGGUAAUCUCGCCUCCUGAGAUUCCCAAACCCCUUGUGCUGUCAGAAACCCCCAUACAGCUCCCCAACCUGUCAGACUUGCAUCUGUUGAGAUCACAGUCUAGUUUGGAAGAACAAAAGAAGCCCCCUGAACUAAACGAUGGUGGUCUGACCACCACGUCAGAGAGUGUCAAACAAUCGGUUUUAAAGAUAUUAAUUGAGAUAUCUUUGUAUAAUCCCUGCACCACUGGUUCAGCAUACAGAGCUGAAGAGGUCGCAUGUGAAAACGAGCAAAGGGAAUCGCGUCCAAUGCAGCAGUCAGAAGACCUAGAAUUUCCAUGCAUAAGGCUACCGAAGGGAAAGAUUGAGACUGAAGGUUUCGACAAGCUGAAACCAAUUUCAGACGUCUCUUGUCCGUCAGAGACAGAGUCAUGGACACUGAAUCUAUCUGGAAACUUAAAAAGGUUACCCUUGUCUGAGGAAUCAACGAACUUUUUGGUAAAUUGAUCCUCCAACCAUGUUCUUGAAGAAACAACACUCAUAAAAGACUGGAAAGGUUCUUUCUAUUGAAAAUGAGCAAAGGGAAUUGAAUCCAAUGCUGUGGCCAUAAGACCUAAAACUUCUAUGCAUAUAUAGCAACUGAAGGAGACUAAAGGUACCGACAGACGGAACCCAAUAAAAUUAUCCCUUGUCUGAUAGAGACAAAGACAGUGACACAAACUGGUACAAAAAAAACGAAGGAGCUGCACAAAAGUUCACAUAUCAUAAAGCAAAUUUAUUGCAUACAGAUGAACGAUACAAACAUAGCAAAAGGUGUCUGACGCGUUUCCCGCCCUCUAGUGGCGCUUCAUCAGAGACAUAAUGAGCAUGUACACAACCUAUCCUUAUAUCAGGUAAUACCUGCCCACACUCUUGCCCACACAUAACUAAAUUCAAAACAUAAAAAUAAAAAUAAAAUGCAGUGAAAAACAAAAGCAAGUGUGUAUAUAAAAACAGAACAAGAUACAUCUCAUUUACAGUGCUGUCCCUGUACUAGUACACAACAUUCUAUUAAGGAAUCUGGCCAUUAUGAGCAAUGUUGUUCAAGAGUAAAGAAAAAUAGAAAAACUUAAUAAAGUCAAAGAAAAAACCUUGUAUGUAUAUAUUACAAAAAACAAAGAACAAAUACAGAAAAAUGGAUAAUUCAAACAAUUCAGGCAAAUCAAACAUUAAAGGGACACUCAAAAAAUAUUUUUUCUCCCAAUUUACUCAGAGGGCCCCUAUUACAUCUGCUAGAGGACGCUGGUGCAAAAAAGCACUCCACUAUAGUAGAGAAAUUUUCCAUAUAUAUAUAAGAGCUGUUACACAAGGAGCCUAUAAAAGUUCUCUCCAUUUAUCAGCAUUUGUUAUUGUGCGAUAAUGCACCAGCAUCCAUCAGCAUAUCCUAACCUCUCAAUGUGGCAGCAAUAUCGCAUCACCAAUACAUAUGCGUUAACAUCUACUAAUAUGUCCGAUAUGUCCCAUAUUAUGUGCCACUUCUGCAAGGUUCAACUCUAAUGGUUUCUGGAGAUAGCUAAAUCUAAAAGUUAGUGUGAAAACACAUACAAUGAUUAAAUAUAUCCAAAAAACCUUGUUGGCUUGUGCCCAAUGGUGUCCACAAAGGAACAAUAUAGUCAUCUGAAGUUAUACAAUAUGUGUAUAACAUAGAAAAGAGGAAAUCCUCUCCUAUAUCAGAUAUAGCUAUACAGUAGGAUACACCAUGUACACAAACCAAUUACUCACAUGUUGAAUAAAAUCCAUGCAAAUAGGCAGAUGCCCAAACUCAGACCACCCGGCUAGGUACAGGACAGUGACACUCUAUCCCUUUGGCAAGAUGUCUAAAACAAACUAAUGCAGGGGAUUGAGAUACAUACAUAUUAAUAUGACUCCAUGUUCAUUCAGCUAAACAAUCAAAGAAGUACUCACUAGCAUCAUUCAAACCUACAAGUCAUGGUAAAGUAAGAGAUACUUGUGAUAGUAUUAAUAAUAGUAAAUUAGACAAAGUAACUUAUGUCCCAUUCUUUAUUUAAUCCUAAAGGGACCCUGGUCUUGAGUUUAAAUAUCCAGUAAAGUUCUUUCUUAUCUAAUACCUUAUGUCUAUCACCACCUCUAAUCGAGGUUAGUGCUUUAUCAAUUGCCUUAAUGCUGAAAUCUCCAACAUUCGUGAAGUGUAUCCCAUUGAAGUGCUGGGCUAUGCUUGAAUCUUUGUUGUAAUUCUUAACAUCAUUAAAAUGUUCUCUUGCUCGUGUA